Nomia melanderi (Alkali bee) is the source of this 7236-nucleotide messenger RNA. RefSeq names its product alkaline phosphatase. Gene Ontology annotation, biological process: dephosphorylation. The record is from RefSeq and is a predicted model, not a curated record. Lineage: Eukaryota; Metazoa; Arthropoda; Insecta; Hymenoptera; Halictidae. Gene Ontology annotation, molecular function: alkaline phosphatase activity.
GAGCGUGAUUAGGCAACAUCAGAUAAGCGUCGACAGGGGUCUUCGGUUUUCCUUUCAGUUGUGUGUAGCCUAACUCGUUAUCAACAUCGCCGUGACAAGCGAGCACCGUCAGGCACGACCGGUGAUCUAUGAGAAAUGGGGCUCGGCGUGUUGCACAUCGUCCUGUUCGCGAUCGGAGCGGCGAACGCCGCGAUCAACGAAGACACUAAACAUUGGCGUAAAUUAGCUAUGGAGGAGCUACAGGAGGCUCUGUCUUAUAAAUGGAACGGGAACAAGGCGAAGAACGUAAUCGUCUUCGUGGGCGACGGUAUGAGCCCCGACACCAUCACCGCCAGCAGGAUCUACCUGGCUGGCGAGACCAGUUACCUCGCCUGGGAGAAAUUCCCCCAUAUAGGAAUACUGAAGACGUACAACGUGAACAAACAGGUGCCGGACUCGGCGUCCACCGCAACCGCUUUGUUCGGCGGCGUGAAAACGAAUUACGAGGUGGUCGGGCUGAACGCGAAUGUACCGCUCGGCGAUUGUACUGCGAGCUUGAAUACCGACCACCACGUGGACUCGAUCAUCUCGUGGGCGCAGGCCGCCGGUAAAGACACAGGAUUCGUGACCACCACCAGGAUCACACACGCUACUCCCGCGCCUUUGUAUGCACACGCUGCCGACAGGAGGUGGGAAUGCGAGUCUAGGAUGCCUAAGAACGCCACCCAGUGCAAGGACAUCGCGAGGCAGCUGGUGGAAGACCUUCCGGGGAAGAAUAUUAAGGUGAUCAUGGGAGGAGGUAGACAGAUGAUGAAGAGCAACGCGACGGGCACCGAGUUUGACCCCAUAGACACCUGGGCUGGCGCUAGACAAGACGGGCGAAACUUGAUCGAAGAAUGGAAGAAGGAUAAAGCGUCCAGGAAACUGUCGCACAGCGUUGUUGAGAACAACGAGCAGCUGCUCAAGCUGGACACUAAGAAAGUGGACUACGUGUUAGGGGUUUUCGCGAACGGCCACAUCAGCAUGGACUGGAACAGGGAGAAGGGUCCAAAAGGGCAACCGAGUCUCGAGCAGAUGACGGUAGCCGCGUUGAAGAUCUUGCAGAGAUCGAAACACGGUUACUUGCUAGUGGUGGAAGGAGGACUCAUCGAUUUCGCUCAUCACAGAGGCCACGCGGCACAGGCACUGUUAGAGACCGUCAGGUUCUCAGACGCUAUAAACGCGACCUUGAAGAUGAUCAACACUGACGAUACGCUGGUUAUCGUAACCAGCGAUCAUACCCACUCGAUGAGCUUCAACGGGUACAGCGAUCGGGGCUCCAACAUUCUAGGAAUCGCUCAGAAAUCGAAAACCGAUCAUAUCCCGUACACGACGCUGACUUACAGCACCGGAGGCCCGAACAAUACCGCGUAUAUCGUGGACAAGAACAAUACCCGGAGGAAAGACCCUAGCAAGGAGAACACGACAGCGUUCACGUACAGCCAGCAAGCGGGCAUUGUGACGGAUGAGGCUUAUCAUGGCGGCGGUGACGUAGCCGUGUAUGCAAUAGGCCCCAUGGCGCAUCUCUUCCACAGCGUGCACGAGCAGAGCUACGUCGCGCAGGUGAUAUCCCACGUGGCUGACAUAAAGCUGAAGCAGACGAACGCCGGGACAAUUGUCGGUUACAGCGUGUUGACGCUGGUCUCUUUGCAUUGCUGCCUGAUGCUCGCAGCUAGACAGAUAUAGACGAAACGCUGAACACGAACAGCUCCGGACGAUUGGCUAGACUUGCUCUGGUUCCGAUCGAAAAGAAUUUCUUCCUAAAUGAUAUUCACUUUCCUUGGUGUGUAGGGAACUAGGUAACUUGGUGUAUGCAUGAUGUGUAAUCUUUAGACCUACUUAGGACUGUCCGUUGCUAGCGGAGUUUGAGUAGCUAAAGCUUCACCUGUCGGAAGUCUGAGAUCUUAGUGUCCUUAGAAAAUUGAUCUUACGCUAAUUAGAGUAUUACGUAUUAUGAACAGUUGACUUUAGUAUUAUGUAACGAGAUCUCGUGCGGUCACUGGAACCACGCGAUGAUCGUGGGAUAUCAGGAAUGACGGAAAUCUCUGAUUGGAGAUGAUGGAGGAGAAUGGGUUAAUGAGCGUGAUCGGUUGCUGUUCGGCAAUUAUCUCGGGAGGAAUGACUGGAUCGUUAUUGGACACGGGUGAUAGGUUAAUUUCGGUAAUUUUUGUGACGCUCGAUGAUCUUGCCAAGAGAAUUCCUCCGUUUCCGGUGUUACACGGGCUAACCUGCGGGUACAAGCAGUAUUGAUUAAAGACGACGUUUCGUUGUAAUUAACGUAUAUUUAAAAAAGAAGUUUGACGAUGUUACACAUGUAUCCUUAUCGUACUUAAGUAAGUGGGACAUCAAGUGGCCGUUAAAAAUACAACUUGGCUCCACUUCAUCACAGAUUAGCCUAACUCGUUCAGUGGACGCACCAAGUCCUCUUCUAAAUGGCGGUCGAAAGACUCUGUGUACGCGUGUGUGUAUGAACGUGUGUGUGUUUGUGUGAAUGCACGUGUGUAAAUGUGUAAGUGUGAAUGACAUACAGAGAAUAAUCCUCUUCUCGCGUUUUCGUAUAUCUAUAUAUUUAUAAUAUAUAUAAUAUAUAUUUCCUCUUUUAUCCCUACGCGCGCGAUUUCUAUCUUUCACUCGUCCCUAUUCAUUAUGUACAAAGAAAAAGAGAAAAAGGAAAACAACGGGAGGUGGGGUGGGGAGGGAGGGGAAAAACAAGUUUUUUUAAAAACAAAUUCUCAGUCUUCUGCUGCAGAGGAUUGGUCGUUGCCGCGACCUCGUUUAGACAACUCCCUGGAGAUUGCUGUUCCGCGUGUCCUCGGAUAAUUGCGAUUCUCGGGGUUCAGCUUUACUUCCUAGCGAAAUAAAGGUAGAAACCGAACGUUCGACAUUACAACUGGUCUACUGGUUGCAGGGGGAACGUGUACGAUUAUGGGAACCCGUUCGUCUCGUCUGUUUCCACCGUAGAAGCUAUCCUCGCAGUCGCGUCCGCGCAUCCUCUCCUAUCCUCUAAAACGUGUUGCUACGACCCGACGCGCGAUUCGCAAAGAAAAACAAAAAGAAACAAGGAAGAACGGAAAAGAACCGAAGAACGUUGGAACCCGCAGGAACUGACAGGUCGUCUCUCGCGCAAUUCAUUCCAGACCCUCGAUAUCAGAAAAUUCGAACGUCGACUCGCUAAUAUCGUGACUAGACCGACGAUGUUUAUGCAUUCGCGUGCUCGGAAGUUGAUUCAGCGGAAUUCGAAUCGAUUACGCAUCGUUCCCGCAGUCAAUGAAUUUCAGGGGAGCGAUACGAGUGAAAUAACCUUGACGUUUCGAACUUCGACGAUGUUCCUGCGCUUUCCGCUGCAUAAAGAUCCGCGAUCCGAUUGCGAGUACCUCGCUUCAUUGCGCAAGAGGCCUCGGCCGGUAACCUAACUACGAAGCUAUCGAGAAACGGAUGACGAUGGCUAGCUCUAGAAAUUGUCUAUCGUUCGCGAGCGUCCUACCGGUCAACUGUAGCCUGCUUUCCGAAGAGAACGAGGAUAAUGUGUAAUUCUAUUAACGCUGCGAUCUACUUUAAUUAUUCAAGACAUCUCAACAAUCCUUAAACUACCGUCAACCUGCCGCGAACUCAUUAACGCGAGAAUUCUAAUUCUCUUUUACCCAGCUCCCAAUCUCUGAAAACCUCCGAAUCCAAGAUUUCAGCUCCACUCUACAAAGAACAACAAAACUCCCUGCAAUACCCUAUUGUCCAGUACCCCAAGAUCCUCUCCGAAUGAAUAUUCCAUCUCUCUAAAACUCGAAUACCUCAACGUCUUAUAUAAACUCUUACAUUCCUCUCGCGAAUAGCAGACUACAGUGAGCCUAGAACAUCAGAAGAUACUCCGAAAUACUAUAGUCGAAUCGGCCGGCUACACGAUUUAUCUGAUCGAUCGCGAUCAUCAAGUGCAUGAUCACAGCGCUUUGUCCUUCUUGUGUUUGGCGGUCCUGGGCGUGCUCUCGUAGAACAUUAUCUUCAGCGAGAUGCAGCCGAGGAACAGCAGUGCUGACGUUAAGAAGAUGAAUCCCGGUGUGUACUUGCCAACUACCAUUAUGCUGAACAGUCCUAUCAACUGGCAGAACAGCACAAGCGGCGCCAGGUAGAUGGCUAACGUUAGGUACAACGAACAGCUUUGCUUGGGUUUCCUUCGCACGACCCUCUGGAACUUCACUGGAGGCUUCGGAACGUCGUCGGUCUGCGUGGUCUGCUUCGAUUGGAAGUCAUCGGACUGGAUGCCGCGGAGAAGGCUGUGUCGGAGUUGCUGGUAAAUGUGGAAGACUCUGGCCACGAUCACUCGCAGUAGCUGGCCCAGGCAAACGUGAACCUUCCUCGGGAUCGGGUGAGACUUGGAGUUGUCCACCGAGUAGAGGAGAUACGGGAACAGGUUGAGAUUCUGACAGCAAUGGCGGAUCCUCUGCAUCGACGCGUGACGAAACAGCAAUGGCGGCCCGCUGUUGCUGCCGUCUGCGAAAUAAAUUUUUCCGGUUUUUUCAUUCGUUUUCGUAUUAUUCGCGUGUCGGAAACACUGGUUAUCGCGGGGGUUACGUCACUCGGUAGUGACGAGGUUAUCGGUUGAAUGGAACUCCCACCUUUUAGGAUGUUCGAGACACGACGAACAAGAGUCUCUUUGCGAACGACGUCCUCUGACUCCAUUAUGCCGGACACGUUCGACAUGCUGUCGGUUUGCGUGUGGUGAUAUCGAGACUCGGUUGCUGAUGGUUCUUUGUUGGUGUUCCUGGGAUUGUUCAGGCUCUGUCCUGGAUGUGCGGUGGCUAUUGAUUCCUUCUGAAAACAGAGGUUUAUCUUUUAGAAUAAUCGGACGGUGACUCAUUUGGCGAUAGCCUGAGGUUUUCGGGAAUGAAAGGUUGAUAUUUCAUCAGUUACUUCUGUUGUUAAUUGAAUUUCGCUUGUUUGUUUCUUGAAAACAUGCUGGGUGAUACGCAAUCUUUCUUUUUUUAGUGUUCCAGACGAGAAAAGUAACUUAGCGUACGCGAUCGUUUACCCGUCGUUCCUUCUCAGAAAUAAUUUCAAUUGGAUUUCUCGACACGGAUGUUCAAGGCACAACGAAGGAAAUAAUUUUAUAUAUUCAGUAUUCCACGACUUAACUCUAUUAACAAACACACCCUCGUUCUCCCAAGGAUCGACAAACUCAAGCAUACAAUCAGCAACUCGGAGAGAAACUGCAUCCACUAUGAAGACCUACCGGAAUCAGUGCAGGGGCAUUGAUGAUUUCGAGGACGACGAAGAAGCGUUUCGAUCAGCACUGAACACAGACUAACUUUCACGUUCGACGAAGCUCCGUAGAAAAAAAGGAAAUGAAAAGAAAAAGAACCAGCACGAUAGCCCGGGCGACCCGAGAUUAACACUCGAACGGCGCCUCGCUUUCGGUCGAAUCUCGAGCUGUAUAGCGCGAAUCGAGCCGUGUAUUCAAAUAGUCUUCACCUCUAACAAGUCAAACUCUCUGUUUAACUCUACGAGUCUCUAGAAACCACUGGUACAUUUGAAAACCGACGAACAACUACCGAAUAACCAGAAGAUCACAGAAACUGCUGUCUUUCUGCGAUUACUAGAGAGUUUAUCAAGAUUCCAAGCGAAUCGAGCCAUGCAUUCAAAUAGUCCUCACCUCUGAGAAGUCAAACUCUCUUUUUAACUCUAAGAAUCUUCAGAAACCACUGGUACGAUUGACAACCGACGAACAACUAAAGAAUAACCAGAAGAUCACGGAAACUGCUGUCUUUCUGCGACAACUAGAGCGUUUAUCAAGAUUCCAAGCGAAUCAAGAUCGCGUGUACGCGAGAUGCACCGUUUCCCAGUGACAAGACCUUUAUGACACGCUCACGACCGGUCCGGCUGAUAGUAAUAUACUCGCGACGAGUGUCCCCGUGUUCCCGCUGAUCAACGCGAAUUAUAGUAACGUCGUUUAGAGGAGAUGCUACGCAGAGCUCGAGGGGGACUGGUCUCUAGCACGCCGCAGCCAUGUGCGCGGUGGCGGGUCAGGUGGAACAGGAAUAGCAAACUUCCCGGGAAGCCCAAGACUAUACGAUCGAGCGGAUUCCGACGAGCCUUUGCCGCAAGAAACGUCGAAGAACCCUUCAGCCUUAUUUGAUCAAUCGCCGAGACGACGGACCUGUCUCCGCUGGCAAUUAAACCCGUCUAAGGGACGCGGUUUCUGGAAAACGCGGUAAAAACGAGCUGGAGCAUGAGGCCUUCGUUCUAGCCAAUAUCCUUCGAUCUGGAUUGCUGGUGAUUGUAGCCAUUGCUGGCUUUAUUUGGUAUAUCCUGUUUUUCCGCGAUCAGGUUUGAUGCUUCGCGAGGUCUUCGAUGAAUCUGUCGAGUGAAUCGCGAUGGUUUUGGGUGGUGGAUGCGGAAUUUGACAUUGACUUUGGUAGGAUUUAGAUAGAUUACUUUGAAAGUUAGAUGAUUACUCAGAUAUGUAGAUGAUUACUCAGAAAUUUAGAUGGUUACUCAAAUAUUUGAAUCAUUAUUACGAGAUUUAGAUCAUUACUCCAAAAUUGUUAAAUCUCUUUCGCGCUAUUAUUCACAAUACUGAUACUAGUCUCGAAAUACAAUAUUUCUAGUAUGUUAAAAGUUCUUUAUAUGGUUACUCAAAUAUUUGAAUCAUUACUCCAAAAUUGUUGAAUGUCUUUCGUGCUAUUAUUCACAAUACUGAUACUAGUCUCGAAAUACAAUAUUUCUAGUAUGUUAAAAGUUCUUAAAGGCAAACUACAAUAGAUAAUUGCUUUCAACCGUUAAUAACAGGUAGAUAUCAAUACACAAUAUCUUGUAACAGUAUACCAAAGAAAUCUGUCCUUUAACUCAACCAAACAAUCGAUUCGCCCUAUCAAAAACACUCGUCCUGACAUUCCCAACUACGCAAAUCAUUUCCAGAAAACAACAGAGUGUCUACCUCGGCUCUGUUAUUAAAACAAUCAGGGCAAAGAAGUAGCCCCAAAAAACGAUCAUCACAACGUCGAAACGGUACAAAGUUCGUCAGACACGGAUCGCCCUGAACUCAUAAUAAUCGACGAACCCGUUGCCCGCGUAUAAUCGAAACCACGUGCGAUCGAAUGGUAUAAUUAUUCAAAUAACAAGAAACCAAUACAAAAUUCUCUUCCUCCAAUUUCUUACUGAACCUUCCAAACACUUUCAAAAACUCUCGUCCCAAAUAACAACAAAUUAUCAUACAUACUUCUUUUCCAU